This is a messenger RNA of Microcebus murinus (gray mouse lemur), 667 nucleotides long. The record is from RefSeq and is a predicted model, not a curated record. Lineage: Eukaryota; Metazoa; Chordata; Mammalia; Primates; Cheirogaleidae.
AGACGUGUUGCAAUCCUUUCAGGCCAAGUGAACCGAGGAGCUGUGACAUUACACCAGGCACCUAUGUGAGGAGAUUGGACUGUGGCAACUCACCAUGGCAUAUGGCCUGCCAAGAAAGAAUACGGUGAAAACCAUUUUGCGGGGCAGUUGUUACGAGGUACAGGAAGCAUGGGAUCUUGCACUACUUACAAAGACUUUCUACACGAACCUAGCCAACAUGAAGUUGCCUUUCUUGGGAGAGAUUAAAUUUGGGAAUCCUCUAAAGCUCACAAGAUAUAAAACCAUGAAGGAUGGCCUGCUCAUUUCAGCAGAAUCCCUCAAACUUGAAAGGGAGUGUGAACUGAAGCGCCUAAAUAAACAUAAAUGCCAAGAGACCACAUCUCGGGAACUGCAGCUUUUGCUAAGGGAAAGGCAAACUGGUUUGAGGAGACCUCUUCCCCCUAUGGCGUCCCUCACCCUCAGAUCUGUGCUCCGCUCUCUGCAGCCGACCGGGAGGGAGGUCUCUGAAGCUUUCACUGUGUGGAGUUCAGUGCGGACAAACAGACGCCCACUGGUUGCCCGGCCCGGUGGCCAUCGAUGUGGGGGUAGUGGACAGCUCUUGCGGAUCUUCUUUGAUCCCCGCCGUGGCCCUUGUUCCUUUUUGUCGCGAGAGCAAACAGCAUUGUAA